This is a messenger RNA of Ixodes scapularis (black-legged tick), 2138 nucleotides long. Its product is annotated as E3 ubiquitin-protein ligase RNF170. The record is from RefSeq and is a predicted model, not a curated record. Gene Ontology annotation, molecular function: ubiquitin protein ligase activity. The coding region runs from base 81 to 890 and encodes 269 amino acids. Lineage: Eukaryota; Metazoa; Arthropoda; Arachnida; Ixodida; Ixodidae. The transcript is spliced from 5 exons.
AGGCCUCCCUGGCCACCUUGGCUGCUUUGGCUCCCAAAUGGCACCCGCACGAGCACUGUGAUGAUUAUCGUCGGUUGGACAUGUGCGAAGACAAUGCUGGGGAAAUAAUCGAAGGGAUUGGCAACGAAGUCUUGUUCGCCGUGCCAGCGAUCCUGGCAGCCAUCGUCGGACUCCUGGGCUUCGUAGGAUGGCAGCAGCUGCGGCAGCUCUCGUCGGCCCGAGCGGCCGAGCAUUUGUGGACGCGGCGGCCGGACCCCACGACUGAUCGGCUGGACAAUGGUACGGCCGGGCACCCGGACGGCAACAGGAUGCAGUCGCCACGCUACGGUGCCGACGCGCAGUGCCCCAUCUGCCUCACUGAGCCUCGCUACCCCGUCGAGACAAACUGCGGACACCUCUUCUGCGCAAACUGCCUGGUGCUGUACUGGCGCCAUGGAAACUGGAGGGGUGCUGUUCGGUGUCCUGUUUGCAGGCAACAGGUGUCUGUGAUGUUACGGUGCUUCCAAGAACAGCAGGUGAACGAAGAUGCGGACGUACAGCGGGAAGAGCGCUCGCGUCUCCUCAGGGACAUCAACGACUACAACCGCCGGUUUUCCGGCGAGCCCAGGCCGUGGCUGGACCACCUCCGUGACCUGCCCACCCUGCUGCGCCACGCCGGGUCAGAGUUCUUCUCCGUGGGCGGGAUCAUGUACAUGUUCCGGCUGCGCAUCGUGCUCUGCUUCGUGGCCGCCGUCAUGUACCUCAUCUCCCCGCUCGACAUGAUCCCGGAAGCCAUCUUCGGCAUCCUGGGACUGCUCGACGACGUCUUUGUCGUGCUCCUCCUCGCCAUCUACGUCACCGUCAUUUACCGGCGAUUCCUGGCAACCCGCUGGCAAGAGGAGACCACCUGACCCCUCCCAUUCCCCCGCUUUCCCCAAAGUGGUCUCUCCGGAACGAGUGUCGACGUUUCGCCCCUUCCUCGAAAGCCGGCUGUGAUCAAGCGAGAGACUGCUACCGGUGUUGCGGCCGGAGAGCUGCAAUCUGUGUGCGGUACAAGAGCGACUGUCUUCUCGCGUGCUUGGUUCCCGAGCUAGGCAUACCAAAGACUAGGAGCGGAAUGAGUAGCCCCCGAAAAGUCUGGGAUGUGCGGCGUUUUGGCUGUCUUCCUUCUGGCAGGAACCUACGGUCAUCCGAGGUGCUUGGGCAGCAAGAUCGCGUUGUCGGUGAAGCGACUGAAGUGCCGUCCGCCGCUCCCAUAAAUGUGGCAUUUCCUGCUAGGUUCGUCGUUUGUAUGGAGGUGCAAAUCCUCCGAUCAGUUUUGGUUUCGUGUGUGGUACCGGUUGUUUCAUCUUGGGAACUAGUAAACGACAGACCCCAUUGAAUUUUUGUGAACUACACGAGUGUUCUACGCAAUGCAAACGGCAUGGCUUCUGCCUUGCGAGUGCGGAGAUUAGAGAGGUUUGACUGUAUGUUCAGUGAAAACUGGCUCAGCUCAAAGAGCAGCCGAGUAAGGGAUCUGUGCCGCGCAAACGUUUAACAGCACUUCACCCUGGGAAUUGAAAUUAUAUAGAGCUACAGUGCAUUCCACUUAAAACGAUAAUGAGACCACUUCAAAAUGCAGUCGUUAUAACAAAUUAUCCUACCUGGACCAGAAACCGAUCGUUAAGUGGAUUGCACUGUAGCAUAAACACUGCUGAUGUAAUCCAACUACCAAGAUAUUAAUACAGCUUGACCUUUGGAGGACACGACUAGCCAGCGGUCGUUAUACCUGCAAGCCAAGUUCUUUCAGUGGACGUUUUUCCAACAACACUUCAAAGGACAUCCGUCUGAGUGAAACAGAUUCGAGCGCAGUUCGAGGGUCACGAAGACCCAUUCUGGACGUCGCUAGUGAGCCAACCUUCCUCAAGACAAAAAUGUGAUAGACCACAAGCGUCCAGCGAGCGUGCGUCGCAACUCGCAGACCCUUGCCGUCCAGCAUACCUUGCACAAACUUCGUUGCGGAGACUACAAGUGAACAAGCAGAAAACAUUCUUUAAUUCACGUGACGGCGACAUGCAAAAGCUUCUAAAAGAGGCCAGGGGGCCCAGAACAGGGGGUGCCCAUCGAUCGAACACACAAUAAAGCCUUCCAUCCUGAAGAGGCUUCCCCUCUUGUUCAAA